UUUACAUUUCUCUGACACCUCUCUCCAAAGUCACAUGCAAAACUCGAGAGUAAACGGAAACGGUGCAUCUCGCCUACAAAGAAUACAGUAGUGUAUUGGAAAAGCAAAGCUAGAAGCAGAAGCUUGUUGUACCACUGCGAGUGUGAACCUGCUGAGGUGAAGUGAAGAGAAAUGAAGCCGUAAGAGAACCUCCGUGUGAAAACUUGCUAGAGGGAACCUUGCAGAGGGAGACUACCGGAGAGACCGCUUUAGCGAACCUCCCGAACAGAACAGAGCCGAGCCGGAGAGACGGACUGGAGGGGGCCUAGCGCAAGGAAUUCGCCGCAUACACAUUUGCAGACCCAACGUAACACAAAGAACCUUCCAGACCGAACCCACCAGACGGAACCUGCCAAAGAGACCCAGCGAGAGAGAGAGACGGGGAGAGAGAGAGAGAGAGAGGAGGGGAGGAGAGGGGCAGACCGCGGGAGCGCGCGCCACGGAAGGCACCGUGUCUGCGCUGCGACGGAAUAAAAACUGCGCAAUUUCAAAUCAGCGCAGCUUCUUUCAUCGCGCUCUUCUCUGCGAGGGAAGCGGCGCUUUCUGCGGUCCGCGAGCACGCUACAGGGCGGAUACGCGGGCCGGACGUGUUCGCCUGUUUCGCGGUACACGCCAACUGGCCAUUUUAUACACUGAUGUGGCGCUUCUGCACACACAGCUGCGGGCAGCGCGGCAAUAAAUGAAUCGACACGCGAAAAUGGACACCGUUCCGUGCGGCUCUAAGUGGGUGUUUAUCGACCGCUGAGUGGCGCGCAUCCACUGUGCGCGCGCUUUCGUAACAUACAUGUCUACGCGCGGAGUGUACGUGUCCACGAAGACAUGCAACAUCGCGGCGCACGCUUGGGAUGCGCCGUGUCCGGAGCCUUCCUCUGGUCUGGACGCGUCUCAAAGUGCGUGGCGCACAGCUGUCAAGUCAGAGGAGGACGGAAAGACACGGAGUUAUUUUUUAAUAAUAAUGUCCUCCUCGCGAUGUUGAACAUGGAGGGCAGCUGCGGGAGCUGAGCACCAGGCGGCAACAACCAGAGACAGGCCACAGCGAGUGCAGAAUGGGAGGAUGCACGUGUGUCCUGAGAAGGACAUGGGUGUGUGCCGCUUGGGGCCGGUGGAAGAAUACACCAGUGUGGAAGAGGUGUGUUGCAAAGCACAGGACUGAAAUGGAGAAAGGAGUUGGAGUGUGGAGUUGUGAGGAGCACAUUGUUACUGAGGUGGGCGCUCACUGCUGUUCCUGCCACAUGUCAGAUGGGCUGGCCUUCGGACGCAGUUGCACUGACGCAAAGAAGCAUGAAAACAAGGGGGACACCAGCAGUGAGAGGCAGGAACUGAGAGGACUUGCGCAGACGAGAAAGACGCACCGGGACCGACGGGCGGGCGGACAACACACGGUCUACCCCAAGUGUUGGUGUGUGGCCUCCUCUGUGCUGCAGUGGAGGGCUUCACAGACACAGCUAGUGCGGCUGGAUGCAUCACACAGCGGAGCAGUUUGGUGGCCGUAGCUCACGGGACUCCUUCCCCCUGUCCGGACUGAAUCACGGACCAUGGGCACCCGUGGCCGAUCGCCCCUGGGCCCCACCCUCCAGGGGCCCUUCCAUUGUCACUCAACCCCAUCUUCUGCUCCACUUGCCACCAGGUCACAUGCCUGGGCCAAACCAUCCCAGUAAAUCAUUUAACAGUGGGCGUGUUGGAGACAAGCUGGAACCACCCCCUCGCGGAGCAUGGGAACCCCCCGGACUUCUUGGUGAAGACCCUGGCUAUCAGAACAUUGCCCGUCCGCACCAUGGCUAUGGCGUCGCGGCACGUCCUGGCCAGCUGCCGAGGUAUGGGAGCGCUCAUCAGCAGCUAGGAGCCAGGAACCACGCCCCACCGAGUGACAUGUGGACCCCCCUGGGACAGUCCCGGCCAUUGCAAGGAAAAAUGCUUGGAGGUCAUCUGAAACGGCCCGCACCCCCCCUCAUGGACCACUCGGUCAUUCAGCAUGCCCCCCCACCUCCACCACCACCCCUGCCCCACAGAGAAGAAGGCCCAAGCCCCAGCAAGAGGAAGAGAAGCAGCAGUUCUGACCAGGGCCCUCACACUGGAUUCCAACGAGUGGCCCUGCUGCCCUCACCUCCGCCCCACUAUCCCCCUCCAAAACCAAGCUUCUGGAGCCCAUUGCAUAAGGGGGGUACACCCUGGGCCCCACCUGACAGGAAGAGCAGUCUAGCAGACUUCCAGGAAUCAUCCAAGUCACCGAUGGGCAGCUUUUCCUACAAACUCUCUCUCAGCAACCCCUUGCCCAUCUCCCCACUUACCCCUGCUGGAUAUAGCCAGGGCCGUGGGGUUCCCCCGCAUUCCCUGAGUCACAACAUCCAUGCCCAUCCGCCCCCUGCCCCUAAUUCCCAGCCAGCGAUGCCCCCCCUGCAUCUUGGCCCCAGUGGGCCUCACCGUGAGCUUUACGGGGGCAGUGACAGCUCACCAUCCCGGGACGGAGAAAGGUCAGACCUUCCCUCAGAAAACCUCACCAGCGUGCCUUAUAGCCACCUGGCCCAUCAGCCCCGACCUGCAGGCAGUAUCUCAGCUCUUCAUCGUUGCCCCCCAGAGGCAUGGAGGCCACAAGGGCAAAAUCUUCUCCAAACUCCGCAGUCAGGUAAUUAUGGCAUGACACUGGAAACUCAGGGUCAGCAGCACCAGAAUCAGGCCGAAGAAGCUCGGGAUCCUGGGCCCAGACACAGCAUUACCCCAACUUGUUCCCCUGUUAUCACCUCCAACCCUCCAAUCUUCAAGCCUCCAGGUCAAACUAGCCUCUACAACAGCAGCACAAGUACGAUCCAUGCAACAGCGCCCCCUUCUCUGUCCACUAUGCCUAGGACACCCAGUACUUGGGCUGGCAAGGAACCCAUGUCGCUGACCCCUGCGGCUUUGCUCCAGCCAGAGCUGAAGGAGGCCCAUGGUGACACAGCCCGCCGCUCCCACAGAGCCCCCCAGGUGCAGCAGCACCUUCCCAUGGCAGUUAAGCCCUCCUUCAGUUUUUCUGGUCAUCGUCCAGCUCCCUCUUCCUCCACUUCUCCCAGCGGACUCCUGAGAAGCAAGGAGACUGUGAGCAGCAGUCGAGUCCCCGUUGCUUCUGUGGUUGCAACAGGCCCAGUUCUAUGCCCACCACAGUCCUGCUCGUCUGGCCCUGCCGUCACACCUCCCCAGGCCCCCCGCAACAUCAAUGAGGCACUGGACAAGUUGGACGCAGAGCUGCAAGAUGUGGAGAAACGGAGAGAAUGGGAGGGGAUGAGGAAGAGGAAUGAAGAAGAGCAAGAGAGGCUGAAGAGAGAACAGGAGGUUAGCAGUAAGGCUCGGCAGGACAGCGCCAUCGACAGCCUCGGAAAGCUUCUCUCAGGCAGCCCAGUGGCACCUGCGUGUGUCUCCUCCACAACCACUCCAUCGCCUGCUGCUGCAAAGCCUUCGCUUCACCCCUGGUUGGGUCGGAGCGGAGCUUCCCCUCGGCCCCAGGGCCAGGCACGGCUGCUGCUCCCCAUCCCAUCCGAGCGAUCCCGACCACCCCCCCUCACCCCACAAACAGACUUUGCCCGUGAGAAGCAGAAGCAGAGGCAGCGGGAGGAGUGGGCUAGUGGGAAGUCAGGCUCAAAGAGCCCCAAUUUGAAGGGCACCUCAGGGAUUGCCCAUCCACCUCAUGUGGACACUGCUCCGCCCCCUACUCCCAGCAGCACUGCCAGCCUUCUGGCUCCACUUGCUCCCAGCCUAUCCAAAGACUGCCUCAGGGACAGAGUGAGUAGAGAUGCUCUAACUUCAGUCUCUGCCUCGUCUCACCGGGAGCCACCUAAACUCUUACAGGCCUUAACCAAGGAGACUCUCCCUCCAUGCAGCACCGGGGGCCUUGCCAGCAACAGCGACUCUGAUGGCGUCCCUUUCGAGGAGGAGUCCUCGGAGCUCUCCACCAUCCUUCCUGAUGGCUUAGCCAAUAUCAUGAAGAUGCUGGACGAGUCCAUCAAAAAAGAGGAGGAGCAGUUUUCUGCAUCCACUGCACAUACCUUUUCUCCUCCGUCUCCCCUGCAGAGCUACCUGUGUGCCCCCCAGCUGCUCCCUGCCACUAAGCCCAGCCUAGUGGAAGACUUUGGGGUGGAAGCCCACACCAGCCCCCCAGUGCUGAGCAGACAGGGUUCACUGGCUUCGCCAUGCAGCCGAGCCUCUUCGCUGUGUGAGGGUGAAGAGGAGGAGUCUCGGCCGCCUGCUGCGCCCCUUCGUCCGAUGGAUGCGGGACCUGGUGUAGGAACCAGUUACCGUCACAGUGAUCUGGCCAAGCUGUACGGCCUCCCUGAACCAGCCAAGACGGAUGGGGAAAAUGAGGAAGAGGAGGAGGAGGAAGAUGAAGAUGAACGCUCCUGUUCCCCACCACCCCAACGACCUCACCUACACCAGACAGGAGUGAGCAGUACAUUCAAAUCCUUGGCUUCAAUUAUGGGGAGUCAGAAAUACGCUUACCGCGGUGGUCCUUUUGGCAGGCCUCCUCCCAAUGCCCUGGGGGGGGUGAAGUACUCCUCCUCCCUCUCCCUUGGUCCAGACAUCUGCAGACAGCAGCAGGACACCACCCCCGCCUCUGUCCCUGCCCAGGGCCUUGAUGGCUCCACUCAGCUCCCUGACCAGGCCCUCCCUCGAUCUGCUCCAGCUAGGCAGGAUGAGGGGUUGACAGAGACCACAAUAAAGCGUGAGCAAGAUGCCUCGGACCCUUGGCAGCAGGACAGGGACAGACGGAAAGGAACCGUGGAUGUUUCCGGAGGAGAAGUGGGCACCGUCUCAAACUCUACGAAGGCCACUCUGGAGUCGGGGUCGCUGCGGCCAGAGCUGAAACUCACCAUUAUCUCCGAGUCCUCAGUGGCUGAACUGGGCCGCAACUGUGAGGUUCUGCUGACGCGGCACACCAUCCCUUGCCAGCUCCAGGCAGAGAAAGAGAGGAGGAAGACUAAGAAGGAGAGAGAGCGGGACAAGGAAAGGGAGAAGCGGAAGCACCGUGAUGGAAGCAAGAAACACCAGCAGAGGAAAGACAGGAAGAAGAAGCACAAAGAGAAGAGAGAGACAACAACGUCGUCUCCUUCGGCUUCAUCUUCCUCUCACUCCAGUUCCAGGCGCCGGCAUAAGGAAGGGAAGUCCCACAGGGAUAAGAAGGGCCGACAGGUCUUGGGGAAUUUGGACCUUCAGAGUAAAGAAAUCCGGGACAAAAUCCGGCCGGGAGAGGUGGAGGAGAGGAGGAAGAGGAAGGAGGAAGGGGGCUGUUCGUCUGGUGAAGGGGAAUCGGGCGCUUGGACGUCAUCCUCUGGCAACAGCGUGGCUGCAAGCGCAUCGAGCACUAGCACCCCUGUGGCCAUGGGCUCGGACGACUUCCUGAAGCUGAAAGCGCUGUCGGACGGCCCCCCAAAGGAGCUGAAGAUACGGCUGAUCAAGGUGGAGAGUGGAGACAGGGAGACUUUCAUCGCUUCCGAGGUGGAGGAGAAGAGGAUCCCCCUGUCGGAGAUUACGAUUAAGAACACGGCAGCCGAAGUGGUGCGAGCCUGCAAGGGAGCGAAAGUGAAGGGCAAGUUCCGCGAGUCCUACCUGCUCCCUGCCUUCUCCGUCAAGCCUGUGUUCCCUAUGGACAAGCCCAUCCCACGCGAAAAACUGAACCCCCCCACCCCCAGCAUCUAUCUGGAGAGCAAGAGGGAUGCCUUCUCCCCUGUGCUGCUGCAGUUCUGUACCGAUCCCAAGAACCCCAUCACAGUCAUCCGGGGCCUGGCUGGAUCCCUGCGCCUCAAUCUUGGCCUCUUCUCCACUAAGUCCUUGGUGGAGGCCAAUGGGGACCAUGCUGUGGAGGUGCGCACUCAGGUACAGCAGCCAGCAGAUGAGAACUGGGACCCCAGCGGCUCCUCCCAGACCUGGCCCUGUGAGAGUAGCCGCUCACAUACUACCAUUGCCAAGUAUGCCCAGUACCAGGCAUCCUCCUUCCAGGAGAGCCUGCAGGAAGAAAAGGGUAGCGAUGAAGAAGAUGAUGAUGAAGAAGAGAAAAAACACACUGGCCAGGAGCCCUUGACCACUGCUACUAGCACAGAACAGAAGCCUGUGGGGAAAAUCAUCAAAUUCGGCACCAACAUUGACCUUUCAGACCCCAAGAGGUGGAAGCCCCAGCUGCAGGAGCUAAUGAAACUGCCAGCAUUCAUGCGCGUUUCCUCCAGCGGGAACAUGCUGAGCCAAGUGGGCCACACCAUACUGGGCAUGAACACCGUGCAGCUCUACAUGAAGGUCCCGGGCAGCCGUACGCCUGGCCACCAAGAGAACAACAACUUCUGCUCGGUGAACAUCAACAUCGGCCCGGGCGACUGCGAGUGGUUUGCAGUGCACGACAAUUACUGGCAGGCCAUCAGUGACUUUUGUGAGAGUCAUGGCGUAGACUAUCUGACGGGCUCGUGGUGGCCAGUUCUGGAGGACCUGUAUCGAGCCAACAUCCCCGUGUACCGCUUCAUCCAGCGGCCGGGAGACCUGGUAUGGAUCAAUGCAGGAACGGUGCACUGGGUCCAGGCCGUGGGCUGGUGCAACAACAUAGCAUGGAAUGUUGGCCCGCUCAACCCUUAUCAGUACCAGUUGGCCAUGGAGCGCUUCGAAUGGAACGAGGUCAAGAAGGUUAAAUCCAUUGUGCCCAUGAUCCAUGUGUCAUGGAACAUGGCUCGCACCGUCAAGAUCACGGACCCAGACACAUAUAAAAUGAUCAAACACUGUCUCCUGCAGUCCAUCAAGCAUAUCCAGAUUCUGAGGGACCAGCUGGUUGUGGCCGGCAAGAAGAUCUCCUACCAGAGCCGAGUGAAGGAUGAGCCUGCCUACUACUGUAACGAGUGUGACGUCGAGGUGUUCAACUUGCUCUUUGUUACAAGUGAGAAUGGCAGCAAGAAGAUGUAUGUGGUGCAUUGUGAGGACUGUGCACGUCAGCGCAGCCAGAACCUCUCUGGGGUGGUGGUGCUGGAGCAGUACCGCAUGGAGGAGCUCAUGAGCAUCUACGACAACUUCACUCUGGCACCAUCACCCAGCUCACGAUGAUGAGUUCUCAUGUCUAACAGCCAUAACCAAAACUCCUGGUUGCCAGGACAACUUUGUGUUUGUUUUUUUUUUUUUUUUUUUUAAAAAUCCAACUUUUUUACAAUUACUACUGCUAAAAACUUGCUGAACAGCCAACUGAAAUCCAGUUUACUCUGUUGUUUACAGUUCCACAUUAGCCAAUAUAUCUCCAGUUUACUGUUUGCCCAAUGUACCUGCUGCCAGUUGGCUUUUAGUGGGACUCACCAUGGUGCUGUUAUGGUAAAGAUGGGGAAUCACAUGACUAAGGGAGUUUCUCAAUGGCAUGUUCUUAGUGUUUAAUUUUUUGUUAAUUACUGAAAUCUGUAAAGAAUAUUUGUUGUGGGGUGCUCUUUUUAUUUAUUCUAAUUUUUUAAAACUAGAUCAGCCUAGCUCUAUACCACAUUGGCCUUGUAUUUAGAUAAAAGAAUUAAAAUACUAAUUAUAGAGUAUGAACAUUUUUCUAAAGCAUUAAGCAAAACUGUUUGGAAUGCUUCAAAACAUACGGGUUUUAAGAAGACUUUUUUUGUUGUCUUUUGAGAAUCUUGUGUGUUAAAUCCUGAAUUUUCAGAAUAAUUUAAUGUUGGAGGAGCAAGAAUCCAUACAUCUUUUUAGGAUCAUGUUUCCCACUUCACAUUAUAUAUAGUAUCAGUUUUAUUGAACUAGUUCAUUGCACCUCCAUUGUCGUUUCAUUCAUGGAUGUACUCCUCUAGAUUAAGAUUUUAAAUUGUAAAUCUUUUAUUUAUAUAUUUUGACUUUUUUUUUUCCUAUUUAUUGAUAAUGUUCUCCCCCUUUUUAUUAGGGAUGUCUAAUUUUAAAGGUUUUCUAUUAUUCCACUGUAAUAAGUGGGAGUGUGGUUUGGGAGUGGAUUGUUUUCAUGGUGCUCACCUCCCCUCACCAUCUCCCUCUCACUAUAUAUAAAUGAUAUAUCUAUAAAUAUUACUUCAGCUUUUUCCUAGAUUGUAGGGCACAGGGCUGCAGUAGACAACUAAUGUCUUGGACGCAGAAAGCUUUUUUUUUUUUUCCCCAACAUGAGUUAUUGUUUUAGGAACUUUAGUUGAAAUAAGUGAUAUUAAGUUUCAAACUUAAAAUGAUAGAAGGUGCUAAGGUUUCUCAAACUUUGUUUGAUAAAAUCUAUUUUCCUGUUGCAAUAUGCAUUUUCCCUUUGUUACCUAUUUGAACUGCACUGUUUAGAGAAUUCAAACAAAAACAAACUGAGCCAGCCACAGCUAACACUUUGUGAAUUUGUGUGACUUAAUAAAUUCUUUUGAUAAA
Molecule: messenger RNA, 8373 nt
Organism: Scleropages formosus (Asian bonytongue)
Lineage: Eukaryota; Metazoa; Chordata; Actinopteri; Osteoglossiformes; Osteoglossidae
Gene: kdm6ba
Product: lysine (K)-specific demethylase 6B, a
Exons: 25
Coding region: 1498-7083 (1861 amino acids)
Biological process (GO): heart development; regulation of gene expression
Cellular component (GO): MLL3/4 complex
Molecular function (GO): RNA polymerase II cis-regulatory region sequence-specific DNA binding; histone H3K27me2/H3K27me3 demethylase activity; chromatin DNA binding
Source: RefSeq, a predicted model, not a curated record